AUGGACCCGGAGGUAUUCCCGCCAACCCGAAUCACCUGUGGUCUGCCCAUGAGGAAGUCCAGUAGCCAGUUGCAGAGGGAGGGGUCAAGUCCCAACUGGACCAGCUUGAGGAUGAGCUGCUGUUGGACCGAUAUGCAAACUGGCAAAUGUAGCCACGGAGGUGCCGAAGACCUGACCAGCAACGUUGCCCCCCGAGGAGGCCUCACUUUUGGACCCCUGAUCCGGACAGCAGACCCAGAUGUGAUGAAAGCAGAAAUUUCCAAGUUGAUGACAGCUGGAGGUGGUGAUGGCCCAGAGAUGGCUUACUCCGGUUUACAGAUGACACUGACAGGCACACCUGCUUCCUCUCACGUAUUUGUUUUCACCGAUGCUCCUGCGAAGGAUGUCGAACUUAAGGACACCAAGUCCACGGUGUCUUUCCUAAUGACUGGAGUUUUAAGCAGACGUCGCAGAGCGGUCUAUACCGCUUCUUUGAAUGAUUACAAGGUCCUGGCUCUGGCGUCGGGAGGACAAGCUAUUGAGGUGUCGAAGAGAGAGCUGCCUCAGGCGACUGAUAUCAUCCUAGAUACUUCCACUUCAGCAUUGGUGACAGUCCUGCAAAGAGCAAGGAAUCCUGGAAAAGCAGAGACGUUUUCCUUCAUGUUGGAUGGGUCCCUGAGCAAGGUCACCAUAUACAUCACUGGAACAGCGAUCAGUUUUACGCUGACUAACCCUUCAGGUGUGAGCCAGACCAGCACUGAGGCCACUGGAAAGCUGGGAACCAUUAAGUCGACUGGAAAUCUGAGGAGAAUUAUUCUGAAUCCUGACAAAGCUUCUGGAAAGUCGAAACUGCAGAUCAACUCUAACCAGCCGUACACAUAUAGUGUUCCAGGGCAGAGUACAAUCACCUUUAUCUAUGACUUUGUGGAGAAAUUCGAUGGACCCCACCCAGGAUAUGCAGUUAUCAGUGGGCAACCCUUUGCAGGUCAGCCUGCCACUAUUAUGCUCAAUGUUAUGGGCAAAAAAGGUCCAUCAUCGUUGGAAAUAGGAAAAGUUGGUGUAGUUGCCAUGUCUGCCUCUGAGAGUAUUACCUAUGGUGAGACCACCGACAUGGGCAACGGAGCAGUUCUGGUGACACUGAAGGCCAUCCCAUCUGGGGAGUUUGUCAUUGUGCACCAAGGGACAGACAAAGUGUCAGGCAGCGAGUACGAGAGACAGUCGACCACACAGAUGUCCGUUUCCAAAGUCAACAUUGAGGCCGCUGUGACGGGCACCAUGGAACCAGGAAAGACCUUCACAAUCCCAUUCAGUGUGAUCACUCAGGGUCUGAGCGGCGAAUUCAUUAUUAACGCACAAAACGACAAAGACUACCCAAUGACAAAACCAAACAGGCUCACCUUGACCUCUGGAAAAUACACCAACUCUAGUUUGACUAUCACUCCAGGUAUAAACACAGUGCCUGGCACUGAUGUUACGGUAACCAUUGAUGCCAAGUCAGUCGUCGGUGCGGAUUCUAACUACGCUGUGCUGAGAUUCACCGUCAUCAAUAAGGGGGGCGCCCAUGGUGGACAUUUGUCAAGUAGUCUCCUCAUCUUUGACUUCUACCAUCGCUCAGUACUCAAGAGUGCUUCUGGGGUUGCACCUCCAAGUGCACAGCAGGACGGUUUCAGAGCAUCGGUCGGGAGGGCCAUUCUGUAA
Synchiropus splendidus (mandarinfish) is the source of this 1677-nucleotide messenger RNA. Its product is annotated as hemicentin-2-like. The record is from RefSeq and is a predicted model, not a curated record. The transcript is spliced from 13 exons. Bases 1 to 1677 code for a protein of 558 amino acids. Lineage: Eukaryota; Metazoa; Chordata; Actinopteri; Syngnathiformes; Callionymidae.